This is a messenger RNA of Pyrgilauda ruficollis (rufous-necked snowfinch), 842 nucleotides long. RefSeq names its product proline-rich protein 2-like. The annotation marks the transcript as partial. Lineage: Eukaryota; Metazoa; Chordata; Aves; Passeriformes; Passeridae. The record is from RefSeq and is a predicted model, not a curated record. The transcript has 3 exons.
AGGGAUCUGUGCGGUGAGGGGGAGGCCGAUCCGGGGUCCCCUCGGCGCCGUGUGAGGCCCUCCCGGGGCUGCCGAGCGGCCGAGACCUGCGGGAGCACCCCGGGCCCCCAGCCCGCUGUGUCCCUCCCUGCCCCAUCCUUCCCCAUUUUCCCACAGUCCUGCCACUUCCAGAAGCUUUUUGGGACCGACGGGGAGCUGGAGGACGAGGAUUUCCUCUCCGCUGUGGAAGAUGCAGAGAACCAGUUUGUGACCCCCGGGCAUUCCUCACCCAGCGUGGUCCCGGUUCCUCCCAGUAAAUCCCAUCCCAGUAAAGCCCCCACCCUCCGGCCCCUCGCCGGGCAGGGCGAGCAUCCCCUGGGAUUCCAGGGACCCCCAUGGCGGGGGGCAGCCCCCCGGGACGAGCGGGACAAUGCCCUUUUCCUGGCUGCCUGCAGGGAGCUGGAGGGUCCCGAGGUGCCCGUGGGGGCUGGCGCUGCCCCGGUGCCCCCCGGGCGCCACGAGAAGCCCCCAUGGAAAUGCCCAGGGAAGGAGAACGCUCAGGAAUGUGCGGCCCCCAAAAAGCUCAGGGGGGGAGAGGAGGUGGUCUCGGGUUCUGGGGGGCUGCAGGACAGGCAGGGCCCCCUCCCCAGUGCCAAACCGGUGCUGCGGCCCAGCACGGCCGGUGCCUGCACCCCCAGACCCCCCCUUUCCACGGGAGAGCCGGGAAGCUCCCGAGGGUCCCUCCCUGCUCCGGGGGCUCCGUGCCUGAGGCCUGUCCAGGCACCCCUAGGAAGGAGCAGCUCCUCGAUGCCCUGGACCCCCCCAGCACAGAGCUGCCCCCAGCCCCGGCUGCCCCCCAGACC